AUGCAUACAGUAACUUCUUCCAAGUUUGUUCAUGUCCUGUUAGUGUACCUGACUCUGGGUGCCUUCCUCGUUCAAUUGGCAACAUGUUUGGCUUUCAACCAUUUGCCGAAAGAUACUCACAGCCUUUUGUCCAAGCGAGCUGAUGGUGAUGUACACUAUCUCGGAGUUGGCAAGGCCGACAUUACUGGUCCUGUAGUCGAGCUGAACCUCAUGGGAUAUGCCGAACUAUCCCAGACAGGAACUGGCUUGCGCCAACGAAUAUACUCGCGUGCCUUCAUUAUCGGAAACCCAGACAAGCCUAAAGAAAGAAUUAUUUACGUGGUUCUUGAUGCUCAGUCCGGUGACACGGCAGUUCGAAGAGGCAUUCUUGAGGGAAUUGAAGCUCUUGGAUCUGACUAUGCAGUCUACACGGCCGAUAACGUGGCCAUUACUGGAACGCACUCUCAUUCUGGUCCAGCAGGAUGGAACAACUAUCUCAUGCCCCAGAUAUCCGCCUUGGGCCUGAACCAGCAGUCGUAUCAGGCUAUUGUGGACGGCGCGGUCCUAUCAAUCAAGCGAGCGCAUGAAAGUCUCUCUAAAGGACGUCUCAGCGUUGGAAAGAUACGCAUAGAUGAUGUCAACAUCAACAGAAGUCUAUAUGCCUAUCAACAGAAUCCAGCAUCUGAGAGACAGAAAUACAAAGAUGAAGUCGACAAAGAGUUGACUAUGCUUAUGUUUACCCGAGAAGAAGACAAGAAGGUCACUGGAGUUUUGACCUGGCAUUCAGUCCAUGGUACAAGCCUUCACAUGAACAACACUCUUGUCGCCGGCGACAAUAAAGGCGUCAGUGCCUAUCUACUUGAAAAGGCUGUCCGGGGCACCGACGGGGCUGCGGAUGAUUUUGUGGCGGGGUUCUCGCAGGCUGCCGUGGCAGAUACGACUCCAAAUAUCGAAGGUGCUUGGUGCGAAGAUGGUUCGGGGAAGCAAUGCGACUUCAAGGACUCAACAUGCGGCGGCAAAACAGAAACCUGUCAUGGUCGAGGCCCUUUUUGGGGUUUGGAUGAUGGCGGUACUAAGUCUUGCUGGGAGAUUGGUCGUCGCGUCUAUGAGCAGGCUUUCAAGCUCUAUGAUCAGAUGAAGGAUGGGAGUGGCGAUGCAGUGUCUGGAAACAGUGUCGUGGGUUACCACUCGUUCCAUGACAUGUCUGACUACAGUUUCGUGCUCCCCAAUGGAAAGACGGCCAAGACAUGUUCAGCAGCAUUUGGGUACUCUUUCGCAGCUGGAACAACUGACGGUCCUGGGUACUUCGACUUCAAGCAGGGUGACUCUGGAUCUCCGGAUGCUAGCCCACUCUGGGCCAUAGUAUCCAAGUUUCUGAGAAACCCCACGAAAGAGCAAGUUGAAUGCCAAUCGCCAAAGCCGAUUCUGAUUGACGCUGGCGAGAUCACGUUGCCUUAUGCCUGGGCGCCCAACAUCGUCGACAUUCAAAUGUUGCGUGUUGGUAACUUCUUCAUCAUCGUGUCGGCUCCUGAACUCACAACCAUGUCCUCACGACGUUGGCGCGAGAGUAUCAGCAACGAAAUCCAAGGCCGGGGUGGCCUCGGAGAUGGAGUCAAGCCUAUUGUUGUAGCAGGAGGGCCGGGUAAUACCUACGCUCAUUAUGUCACCACUCCUGAAGAGUAUGAUGCCCAGCGCUACGAAGGUGGAUCGACAGUCCACGGAAGGCACAGUCUUGACGCCUACAUCAACCUUACAUCGACUUAUGUGGGCUAUCUUCUCGGAGAGGAUGGUGCUAAGAAGCCUCCGACUGGUCCUGCGGCUCCUGAUAACCGUAAAAACUCUCUGUCUCUUGUCACUGGUGUUGUCUAUGAUAAUCCCAAGACCGGGACCAAAUUUGGAAACAUCGUGAAAGAUGUGUCAAAGUCAAAGUUCAAGAUUGGAGAGACUAUUACCGCUACAUUUGUUGGAGCUAACCCACGCAAUAAUCUGCACCUCGAAUCUACCUAUGCAGCCGUUGAGAAGAAAGACGGCUCCAAGUGGACUCAAGUUCGUUCUGAUGAGGACUGGGAUCUUGUCUUUGAAUGGAAACGACUUGAUGGACUGCUUGGAUCUAGUGAAGUUCAGAUCUCUUGGGAGACAGGUUGGCAGGAUGCCAAAGACGUCAAGGCAGGAACAUACAGGUUGAGUUAUAACGGUGACAGCAAGGCACCUCUGACUGGCAAGAUUACUGGUUUCACUGGCAAGAGCGGCGAAUUUGAGAUUGCAUAG
This is a messenger RNA of Fusarium pseudograminearum CS3096, 2247 nucleotides long. RefSeq lists its product as uncharacterized. Gene Ontology annotation, molecular function: N-acylsphingosine amidohydrolase activity. Bases 1 to 2247 code for a protein of 748 amino acids. The transcript has a single exon. NCBI's taxonomy places the organism in Eukaryota, Fungi, Ascomycota, Sordariomycetes, Hypocreales, Nectriaceae. The record is from RefSeq and is a predicted model, not a curated record. Gene Ontology annotation, cellular component: extracellular region. Gene Ontology annotation, biological process: sphingosine biosynthetic process; ceramide catabolic process; long-chain fatty acid biosynthetic process.